Molecule: messenger RNA, 4343 nt
Organism: Heterocephalus glaber (naked mole-rat)
Lineage: Eukaryota; Metazoa; Chordata; Mammalia; Rodentia; Bathyergidae
Source: RefSeq, a predicted model, not a curated record
ACACACACAUCUACCGCUUCAUGUUCUCUGGCUCUUUAGCCUGGAGACUGUCACAGCCAAAGGCACUCUCUUGGCCUAGUCUGGCCUCCCUGACUCUGUCCAGCAUGCACUGUGGCUGGCCACUUCCCCUGGUGAGGCAUCACCAGCUGUUCUGGACCCAGAUCGCCCAGCUCUUUAGGAGGAUUUGGCACACAGUUAUGUCAGAGGGACAGGAGCAGAGAUAGGAGCCUGGCAGGGGAAAGCAAGGAGGGAAAGACCCUUAGGAAGCCAGCAAUCUUGGCCACUGGGGGGACAGAGCAGGGAGGAGCAGGAGACAGGAAAGGUGACAUUGGUUCCAGGCAGAAACCCAAGGUCGGAGGUCAUAGCUCUGGCACAGCUUCUAGGGGGAGUACAUUUGGGAAGGGGCAGAGAUAUCAGGCUGGCUUUGGGCAGUCUGAAAUCAAGGGGUCCACAGGGCAUCUGGGAAUGUCAGAAACCCCCAACCUGAGGCUCAGGAAAGGGUUACAGCAAAGCUGGUGACUAAACUGAACCCCGCAGGCUGCAAGCCUUGGGAACCCAUGGUAUCAAGCUUGAGGCUCAAGUCAGCCUGGAGAUUAGGGGAAUGCCUGCCCACCUUCUCCUGGGUAAGCAGGACAGGCAGCCCCAGCACCUGCCACCCCAGGAGCAGCACCCAGGCUCACCCAUGGGGGGCGGAGGUGCUGGGAUUACACAUUGGCAUCUCUCUUCCUUCAGAGCCAGUUAAACUUUGUCUAAGAAAAUGAUUGCUAAAUUCUCUUCCAUAAGUGGCUCCUGGUCACACUUUAAUCCUCCUCUCCCCCUAAAUUCAGCUGUUGCUGAAGGUCGGGGCAAUCACAACUGGCAGAGGGUCACAGCACAGGCUCAAGUGUCAGCUGGAGCUGCCCUUCACUGGGCAGAUGCUCUGUGAAGCUAGGAGCCCCUGACAUGCUCCUAGCUGCCCAGCUGAGAAAGACAGUGUGGGCAACACCAUAGGAGACACAGGCUUGUCACAUUGGGCCUGUGGCCCUGAGCUGGCCUCUGUGAAGUGGCCCCUCCUCAGCCCUCAGCAGGCCCCAUGGCAUUUCCUGAGCUCUUGGAUCAAGUUGGCAACCUGGGUAGGUUCCAGUUUGUCCAGACGGUGGCUCUGGUGGUCCCCAUCUUGCAUGUCACCGCCCAGAACAUGCUGGAAAACUUCUCCACUGCUGUGCUCAGCCACCGCUGUUGGGUGCCCCUCUUGGACAACAGCACCACCCAGGAUAGUGUCCCUGGGACCCUGGACACCGAGGCCCUCCUGGCUGUAUCUAUCCCGCUGGGCCCCAACCAGCGGCCCCACACGUGCCGCCGCUUCCGCCAGCCACAGUGGCAGCUCCUGGACCCCAAUGCCACAGCCGCCAACUGGAGCAAGGCUGCCACGGAGCCUUGUGUGGAUGGCUGGGUGUAUGACCACAGCACCUUCACCGCCACUGUGGUGACCAAGUGGGACCUGGUGUGUGACUCUCAGGCCCUGAAGCCCAUGGCCCAGUCCAUCUUCCUGGCUGGGAUCCUGGUGGGUGCCGUGGUGUGUGGCCAUGUCUCAGACAGGUUCGGGCGCAGGAUGGUGCUGACAUGGAGCUACCUUCAGAUAGCCCUGUCGGGCACCGUGGCUGCCUUCAUCCCUACCUUCUCACUCUACUGCCUGUUCCGCUUUCUGGCAGCCUUCGCGGUAGCAGGUGUCAUGAUGAACACGACCAGUCUCUUGAUGGAGUGGACGUUGGCUCAGGCCCACCUCUUGAUGAUGACCAUGAACUCUCUGGGCUUCAGCUUUGGCCAAAUCCUGAUGGCCGCAGUGGCCUAUGGCCUGCGUCACUGGGCACUGCUGCAACUGGCCCUCUCUACCCCUUUCUUCCUCUGCUUUGCCUAUUCAUGGUGGCUGCCAGAGUCGGCACAGUGGCUGCUAUCCAUGGGCAAAGUGGACCAAGGCCUGCAGGAGCUGCAGAGGGUGGCCUCCAUCAACCGGAAGAGGACAACAGGGGACACCCUGACCAAGGAGGCCUUGCUCUCAGCCAUGCAGGAGGAGUUGAGUGGGCCUCAGGCUUCUGCCAGCCUGGGUACCCUGUUCCACAUGCCCGGCCUUCGCCUCCGGACCUGGAUCUCCAUGCUAUGCUGGUUCACCUUUGGCUUCACCUUCUAUGGCUUGGUCCUGGACCUCCAGGCCCUGGGCAGCAGCAACAUCUUCCUGCUCCAGGUGCUCAUUGGGGUCGUGGACAUCCCCACCAAGAUGGGCACCCAGCUGCUGCUGGACCGCCUGGGCCGCCGCCCCACACAGGCCAGCUCCCUGGUGCUAUCUGGGCUCUGCAUCUUGGCCAACACGCUGGUGCCACAUGAGAUGGGGCCACUAUGUUCAGCCCUGGCUGUUCUGGGGCUGGGGUCACUGGGGGCUGCCUUCAGCUGCAUCACAGUCUACAGUGGAGAGCUCUUCCCCACUGUGCUCAGGAUGACAGCUGUGGGCCUGGGCCAGAUGGCUGCCCGUGGAGGAGCCAUGCUGGGGCCUCUGGUCCGGCUGCUGGGCAUCCACAACCCCUGGUUGCCCCUGCUGGUGUAUGGGGUGGUGCCAGUGCUAGGUGGCUUGGCUGCACUGCUGCUACCUGAGACCCAGAAUUUGCCACUGCCUGACACCCUCCAAGAUGUGCAGAACCAGGCAGUAAAGAAAGCAACACACAGCACACCAGCGCCCUCCGUCCUGACAUCCACACGACUCUAGCCUCCUACAAGCUCACAAUUCAGUGAGGAGGAAGAGGAGGUACCUUCUGGAGAGAACAGAGGUACUUAAGGAAGGCCUCCAAUUCCAGGGCCCCAGGGCUGCCCUCCCCUGGUACUCCUCACAGUCAGGAGCCCCCUCUAGCACAGAAAUGGCAGGAAUCUGCCCCGUGCACUGUCACCACCCUGACGUCCCCAAGCUCCAUGGCUGCCAGGUCAGAAGGCACCUCUCAAUGCUCUCCAACCACUGCCCACUGGGCCCAGGGCUCGGAGCUGACUGCCACCUCUCCUGGCUCAGCACAAACAACAAAAGUCUCGACCCCUCAGUGUCAUCCCUGGCCUGUGGCAGCCUGGCCCAGCCACUUUGGCCCAUGGCUACCCUCAGCUUGGCUACGUGCCCUGCCUGCAGUUCUUCCCCACCUCCACCCUGACACUCCUUCCAGGGCGCAGGGCCGGCCCAAGACCCAGUGACUCCCUGACCCAUGGUCACAGCCACAUACUGUCUUCACCCACCCACCUGCCAAUGAGUUCCCAGAGUGCCAGCUGGCCACAUCUGCAUGAAGGAUGUAAUAAAGAGUGAAGAAUGGGACAAAGCAUAACUGUCGCUCAGUGACACCAGCAAGGGGGCCCCAGGAUCUCCCCUGGGGUGGGGGGAGGAGAGUACUGAGGCCUUUCCCAGGCCAGCUUUCCCAUAGCAUGUGCCAGGCAGAGGCACCACGCUGGGCUCCUCAGAGGACCAGCUCAUUUCCCCUGAGCCCAGUGGGGUAGAAGCUGCCUCAUUUUACAGACAGGAUGACUGAGGCUCAGAGAAGCUUAUGGUCCUGACAUACAGCUAGGAGGAGGCAGGAUCAGGACUCGGGCCCUGGAAUGUAGCUCUGCAGGGUGGAUCUCUGAUCACAAUGCCCUGGACCACCCCAGCCUCACUGCCCGGGCAGACAGGGAUGCUUCUUGAGAGUUCCAGCAGGGCCUCCUCACGCCUCCCAGAAGGAUCCAGGGCCCCACAGAGUCCUCUGCACCCUCAAGGGAAAGGCAGCACGGUGCUCUGCAGAGCCACUGCUCCAGGCAGGAGGUACAUGCAGGGUCUUCACCAGCUGGGCCCCCAGAGGCGAGGCACUCCUGUAUCAUGUGUGCACACACAUGCACACAUGCAGAAAAGUCAAUGGGAAACAGGAGGCCCUGGCUCCCAGGGAACAGGAUCCCCACACCUCCCUGGUCUUGUCAGCUGUAGCCCCUGGCCUCCAGGGCCAUGUCCUUUGGCCAUUUACCUAUGGCUAACUUCAGUAAAGACCCCUGGACCAAGAGGACAGAAGUAGGGCUCAUUACCAGGUGUGGUGGUGCACACCUAUAAUCCCAGCACUUGGGAGGCUGAGACAGGAGGAUCACCAUGAGUUCAAGGCCAGCCUGGAUUACAUAGUGAGUUCAAGAUCAACCUGGACUACACAGAAAGACCCUGUCCCAAAAAAACAACAGCAACAACAACAAAAAACAACUAGAAAAAAAAAGUAGAGCCCAUAUGCAAAGACUCCCCAAUACAAGCCUAUCUGCACAUGCUGGCUUCUGUUCUGUAUUGCCCACUGCCUGGCUGACAGCAGCUGUCUUUCCUAGCUUCC